GGUAGAUUGCGCCAGAAGCGGCUGUGUUCUGGUAGAGCAAGGUACUGUAUACUUCCUGGCGGUUUUAUCUCAGAGAUUUAGGGUUCGCCUGCACUAACUUUCAACGCAUAUCUGAGAUAUGACGUCCCCUCCUUGUGGGUAUAGAUACUUUCAAGAGUACCUGCACCUGAUCUCCAACUCCCCUCCUGUGGCAUAACCGUACCUACUAUUCUUCAACACCAACCGAUUGCUACUCUCUGCUCCUCGUUCCCGAUGUUCACUUAGGUUGUCUCUCUCUUGUUCACUCCAAAUACGAAACUUCCUUUUGAUCAACCCAAGGCUCCAUCGUAGUAGCAUCAGACGACCGGCCUGUUCGCUUUGAAAUAUUGACCCCGCCGGCAAAGAUCGGCUUCUGCCACUAAUUGUUUCUUGAGGCUCACUCACCCUUGUUGAAGAUCCAUCACACUCAACGAUCGAGGCUGUUGAGGGCUUCGCCAGAAAUAGGGCGCGGCAGUCCUCUUUUUCUCGCUCUACCGCCAGUAGGACUGUGUUUAUCUAAACCCAACGAAAGCCUGAAGAGUCUCUAUACUCCCAAGUUACCGCCAACCGUCGUUUUGGCUGAGCCUCAAAGUCUUCAGUUCCUCUCAAAAAUCUUGCCCUACAAGCAUCUUGUAUAGGCAUCGCCGACGAGAGACAAGAUGGAUACUCUUCUAACCGCCGAGAUUGCGGCCAAUGCCCCUCGGUACCGUCGCAAGAGCUCUACAUUUAUUGAUGCCAUUCAUGACAUUCCUCAUGGCCAAGACUUGGCCCCGGCUCAGCUCUACAGUACCAUGUCUGGCCGAUUGUUUCACUCUGGCCGCAUUGCAAUUGUCAUGGUAGGACCGCCUGCACGUGGGAAAACACACAUAUGUGUUUCCAUGGCACGUUAUUUAGGAUGGCUUGGCGUGAAAUCUCGUAUCUUUCACCUUGGCGACUACCGUCGAGCAACUGUUGGUCCUGAUGGAUCUAUUCCCGAUGACUAUUUCUUCCCCAACGCAUCGCCUGCCUCUGUCAUUCUGCGCCAGAAAAUACUGAAGAAAUGCCGUGAGGACAUAUACUCCUGGCUGAAUCACGACAAUGGGCAAGUCGCCAUUUACGAUGCAGUGAACCCUACUGCCAAUGGACGGCGUUCACUGGCCAAGGAAUUUGCAAAGCACGAUGUUCAAACUCUUUUCAUCGAGUCAUUUGUCGAUGAUGAACGCAUCCUUCGUGAGAAUGCGAGAAAUGUCAAGAUCUCGUCCCCUGACUUCGCUGGUAUGGAACCUGAUGAAGCCGCUAAGCUAUACCUUCAGAGAAUUGAGAUGAAGAUUCCCGUAUUUGAAACCAUGAAUGAGAAGGAGCUCAACUACAUCAAGAUGAUCAACGCCGGGGAAAAGUUCUUCUACAACAACGUCAGCUUCAAUUAUCUUGCCCACCGAAUCGUCUUCUACCUCACCAACCUGCAUAUCAAAUCACGGAAGACCUUCUUUGCCCGGGCUGGUACCACAGCAGAAGAAGACUCUUAUAAGGCCGAUGCCCCUCUGUCCCAAGAGGGGAGAGAUUAUGCCCAAAAAAUGUCCGAGGCUCUUUUGAAGCAUCGAGAGCAGGAACGCCUGACAACCAUCGAGGAAGGGGGUCCAGAUGUGCCUCUGCCGCCACUCACAGUUUGGACAUCGACUCGUAUGCGUACGGUGCAAACUUCUGACGUCCUGAAGGAGAAAGGCUACAAGGUCCGUCAGCGAACACAACUCAGUCAAAUCAAUCCAGGCGUAUGCGAGAAGAUGUCAGAGCGUAUGAUUCGCCAGAUCUACCCCGAUGAGGUCGAAAAGCACGAAUUAGACCCUUACCACCACCGGUAUCCGCGUGCAGAGUCAUACCAUGAUCUGGCUGUCCGCCUGGAGCCCAUCAUUCUCGAACUCGAGCGAGAACAGCACGACCUUCUCAUCAUUGCCCACGAAUCUGUGCUUCGAGUUCUCUACGCUUAUUUAAUGCACUGCUCUACCACUGACAUCCCAGUCAUCAAUUUUCCACGCGACGAGAUCAUCGAGAUCAUCCCAGCAGCAUAUCAAAAUGAGGCCAAGCGUAUACAUAUUCCUGGCCUGGAUCCCCAGAUCGUCCCCGGGUCACCUCAAGACAUCAAAAUUCCUGUUCCUAGCAGCGGAGUUGUGAGCGCACAACUGUCCCCUAUCCCUAGUGGCAUUGGAACUCCUGCUGAGCAUGUCGAGCGACCUCCCGAGAAGGUUAUCAACACUGCCAAGGAUAUGGUUGCUGACAAAGUCAACGAUGAAGACUAGUCUUGUAAAUCUUGCCGUCCGGAUGAGUUCACAUGUUUGGUAAGAGAUGUCUUCUCACCAAGUGACAUUACCACGCUACCAUCAGUGUGGUGCCCCAGGGUUUAACAUGCUGAUCAUGAUGUGUUUCAUGAUCAGGAACUUGGUUUUGACAAGUCUUGUAAAUGAUGGGCGUGUUUGCUUGCUUCUUUCAACAUGCAUCUCGGUUUGCCAGCUCUCAAGUCGACGAAAGAGGCCUUGACUUCAUACAUCGUGGUGAUGGGUUGUUGCUGUAGAAUACUAUGUAGCUACCUUAGUGAUACAUAACGUGAGACGAGCUUACCAUAAGAGAUGGAUACAUAGAUCCUAGCAUAUAGGGUAGCCUCAAUUUCUCCAAUGUGAUAUGACAAGUUUCGGGACUUUAUUUGUCAGAUCGGGACAUGUUCUCGUCGG
Messenger RNA from Fusarium verticillioides 7600, 2720 nucleotides. Its product is annotated as elongator complex protein 2. NCBI's taxonomy places the organism in Eukaryota, Fungi, Ascomycota, Sordariomycetes, Hypocreales, Nectriaceae. The coding region runs from base 678 to 2291 and encodes 537 amino acids. The record is from RefSeq and is a predicted model, not a curated record. Gene Ontology annotation, cellular component: cytosol. Gene Ontology annotation, molecular function: 6-phosphofructo-2-kinase activity; ATP binding; fructose-2,6-bisphosphate 2-phosphatase activity. Gene Ontology annotation, biological process: fructose metabolic process; fructose 2,6-bisphosphate metabolic process. The transcript has 6 exons.